AUGGGCGGCGGCGGCGAGGACCCAGACAACGCCGAUCCCAACGACGACAACGUAGUGGUAUCCGGCGAUGCCAGCGCGGCUGCUGCAGCCAGAGAGGCAGCCAAAAACACUGUCACGAGCGAGAAAGACAAGAAGGUCCCCAACGACAAGCGCACAACCACGCCAUACAUGACCAAGUACGAAAAGGCGCGUGUGCUCGGUACAAGAGCGCUCCAGAUCAGUGGAAACGCCCCGGUAUUGAUUGAUGUUGAGGGCAUGACGGAUCCUCUGCAGAUUGCUGCCAAGGAAUUGCAAGAGAAGAAGAUUCCGCUGGUUGUACGGAGAUAUCUGCCUGAUGGUUUCUACGAAGACUGGACUUGUGAAGAACUCUUGACAUAA
This is a messenger RNA of Bipolaris oryzae ATCC 44560, 378 nucleotides long. RefSeq lists its product as uncharacterized. Lineage: Eukaryota; Fungi; Ascomycota; Dothideomycetes; Pleosporales; Pleosporaceae. The transcript is spliced from 2 exons. Gene Ontology annotation, cellular component: RNA polymerase I complex; RNA polymerase II, core complex; RNA polymerase III complex. The coding region runs from base 1 to 378 and encodes 125 amino acids. Gene Ontology annotation, biological process: DNA-templated transcription. Gene Ontology annotation, molecular function: DNA binding; DNA-directed RNA polymerase activity. The record is from RefSeq and is a predicted model, not a curated record.